Ogataea angusta is the source of this 1080-nucleotide messenger RNA. RefSeq lists its product as uncharacterized. NCBI's taxonomy places the organism in Eukaryota, Fungi, Ascomycota, Pichiomycetes, Pichiales, Pichiaceae. Gene Ontology annotation, biological process: transcription elongation by RNA polymerase II; positive regulation of transcription elongation by RNA polymerase II. Gene Ontology annotation, molecular function: RNA polymerase II complex binding. The transcript has a single exon. Bases 1 to 1080 code for a protein of 359 amino acids. Gene Ontology annotation, cellular component: Cdc73/Paf1 complex. The record is from RefSeq and is a predicted model, not a curated record.
AUGUCUAUUAGUCUGCUGAGGGAAUGCACGAAGAACGGCAAGCCCAUUGCGUUUCCGGAGGGCCAGGAUAUUUCUACGGCCAAGACGCUUAUUUUGGACGGCCAGGAGGUUUCUCUGGACGAGAAGACCGGGUUUGUUAGCGGAGACAAGAUCAACCAUGUUUUGCGAACCAUAUACCAAUGCUGGUUGCACAGUGAAUCGAACACGACCGAGUAUAUUUCCGACUGCGAGGCGAAGAAUAUACCUGUUGUGAGUUUUUUGGAGAGAACGGAGCUGAUCUCGUAUCUAAACGGGUCGUCCGAGACGUGUGCUUAUUUACAAGGGGCAGGACCCAAAGCCCAGCCUGGCGGCGAAAAACGGACAUCUACAGAGGAGCAGGGCGCGGCAAAGAAGAAGCGCGAGUUAGACCCAUUUUUGCGCGAGGUUCUGAGCAACGAACGCAAUUUGAUCGACCAUAAUAGGGCUCUGCAGGGCACGAAGCCUGUGGACUUUUCGAGCGUUGCCAAAGAGUGCGAGUAUAAGAUUAUCCGUGCGGCCAAGCAGAAAACCAAGGCGAAGGGCAAGGUGCCCGAGAAGAGCACGACGUCUGUGGGGAAGAACAAGGAGCCCAUCAUUAUUCUGUCGCCGUCUGCGUCUGCUAUUUUGAAUAUGAGCAACGUGAAGGAGUUCCUUCAGGACGGAAGAUUCACCAACGCUGCCGACUCAGGACACUCGACAAGCAACAUGCUGCAGAUUGUGCGCAACUCGAAGCGGUUCGACAAGAGAAUGAAGUUUCUGGCGGUGAGCAACGUGGAGAAAUUCUUCACGAAGCCGGAGUACUGGGACCGGGUGGUUGCAGUUUUCACGACGGGCCAGGAGUGGCAGUUCAAGAACUACAAGUACAACCAGCCAAGUGUGCUGUUUCAAAAAGUGAAGGGCUUCUAUCUCUAUUACAACGGAGACCCAAUUCCGGACAAGAUUCAGCAGUGGAACGUGCAGCCGAUAGGCAUUGAGCGGACGCAGCGGUUCAAGGACCGUCAAACGAGCGAGUUUCUGUGGGAGAGUCUGGAGCGGUUCAUGGCCGGCAAGGGCUACAGAUGA